Messenger RNA from Podospora anserina S mat+, 3390 nucleotides. RefSeq lists its product as uncharacterized. NCBI's taxonomy places the organism in Eukaryota, Fungi, Ascomycota, Sordariomycetes, Sordariales, Podosporaceae. The coding region runs from base 1 to 3390 and encodes 1129 amino acids. Gene Ontology annotation, biological process: positive regulation of transcription elongation by RNA polymerase II; protein phosphorylation; transcription elongation by RNA polymerase II. The transcript has a single exon. Gene Ontology annotation, cellular component: cyclin/CDK positive transcription elongation factor complex; nucleus. Gene Ontology annotation, molecular function: cyclin-dependent protein serine/threonine kinase activity; cyclin binding; RNA polymerase II CTD heptapeptide repeat kinase activity. The record is from RefSeq and is a predicted model, not a curated record.
AUGGACCACCAGCACCAGCACCAGCACAAGCACCAGCAGUCCUCAGCACAGCGUCGGCGUCGAAACUUUGGUCCACCGCCCAAUGGCAGCCACCGUCCUCUCGAACGCCAACAAAUCCACCCUCGGGUUGAGCAUGAUCUCGGCAUGACUACUUCACGCAGACCGUCCGAACCCGCCGCCGCCGCUGCCGUGAAUCGGUCCUCUGCACCUGCUCGCGAACGAGAUAGAGAAAGAGAGCGAGACAGGAAACAGCAACACCAGCAACACCAGCACCAGCACCGCCAUCCUCCCUCACCAUUGCCGAAUCCGAACCUUCCACCACCACCACCGCCGCCGCCACCUCCCCCUCCCCGAGGCCGUUCCCCGCAGUCAUCAAAGUCUGAAUAUCCCCAUCGCCGUCGCGACCGGAGCCGCAGCACCGAUUACCGCCCCAGUCGUUCCUCUCGCCCAUCUCAGCGUUCGCCCCAUAGCCGUCGAGACCGUUCCCGCGAGCGUGACCGUGAUCGUGGCCGUGACCGCGAACCAGCCCGCUCCCGCGAUCGCCAUCCACCGGCGGACCGCCACCGUUCACGGGAAAGGUCUUCCAGGUCUAGGAAAGACGCUCGCGAUCGUCAGGGUUCUCGCUCUCGCCGGCGUGCAUCGCGUUCCCCAGCAUCCGUGAAGCGUCCGCGCAGCCCCAGUCCAUCAUCCAUUGGAGGGUCGCAGCCGAAGAAGUCCCGGCGGGACCGUAGCCCAGGAAGGGCAGAGAAGGACGCGCCGAAAUCUCUGCCACCAAAGCCCGCACGUCGUGAUCCGUCACCAGCAUCCCGUGCCCGUCGUUCAAGGUCUCCGGAAGGCCGUGACCAUCGGCGGCCAAAGACUAGCAAACGGACAGGACGGUCAAGGUCACCGAGUGCGUCUCGCCGGCGGAGAUCCCGGUCUCGUGGAGCGGAAACUGCUGCGUCCCAAUCAACACGUCGACGUAGCAGGUCCCGUCAGCGAUCUCCCCGCGCAGAGCACCGACGUCGGUCGGGAUCCAGAUCGCGCCCUCGUAGUCCAGCUGCGCGGGGUGCUAGGAGGCCCCCUUCUGUUGAUACUGGGUCGCACCGCAAGCCCAGCUUCGAUCUGAACUCUACUCGGACGCCACACGGAGCCUUACCCCCCGGUUCUCCGCGUGAUUCGAGAGCAGCUAACCCUACUAAAAGCGAAGCCCCCACCGACGAGUCUAACAAGACCUCUGGCAAGUUUGAUCCAUCGUCUGGUUCCAACAGCAUCGAGGUCAGCAUGGGAACAAGGGGCAAUUACCGCGGCGGUUUCAAUCCCCAACAACAGAACUAUCCUCCCCGCGGUGGCUACGGCCAGUCUUCGGGGCAAGGGACACCUGCAUCAUCCUUUCACGGCUCUCCGCCAGCACAGUCACCGUAUGCUGGAAGCGGACGAGGAUGGAAUGGUGCACAGCAGUUUUCACCGCCAGGGUCAGUCCGGCGCCCCAAGAAUGCAGUGCUCGCUAACUCACACGGCAACAGCCAAUAUUCCCAGCCAUAUCCACACAACAAUUAUGGGCCGCCUACCGGUCCUCAGAAUCAUUAUCAUUCCAAUCAGACACAGACUCCGCCAUACGCACCCACAGGCCCAGCAUCUCAGUAUCCUGCGGGCUCAUAUCGUGGUGGGCACAGAGGCGGACCUGGGGGGUUCCGGGGUGGUGCAUUCGGUGGUGGCCGUGGGGCACCGCGCGGUGGCUUCAAGAGUGCAUGGAACUCAUCCCACCCCGAUGGACGGACCUCGGAUCCAUCCCACACCAGCAAUCAUCAGUCUCCAGAGGCUCAUGACAAGUCAGAGGCGAAAGAUGUGUUGAUGCAGGAUGCUGAUAACCCCUUCAGGCCAUCUAAAGAAUUGCAGGUUGAAGACGCAAGCAAGGAGGACAAGUCGAAAGAUGACAAGAUGGCUCCUCCGGCAAGCCGUGCUCCGCCGACUGGGCCCCAGUCCCAGACACCCAACAAGUUCAGCUUCAGCAUGAAGACUGCGUCAAAGCCGGUCGUGGCAGUUCCACGGCCCGAGAUAUCGAUCAAGUUUAACGCUCCUGCUGCCCCACGAGAGCCAACUGCUGCUUCCAAUCCUCUUCAGAGAGCACCCCCUACGAAGCCCGAGCGAGACAGAGAGCGAGAACGGGAUAGAGAUAGGGACAGGGACAGGGAGAGGGAUCGAGAUCGAGAUAGGGACAGGGACCGAGAUAGGGACAGGGACCGAGAUAGGGAUCGGGAUAGAGAUAGGGACAGAUCCGGAUAUCCCAGAAAUGCUCCCACUGAGCCUGCCUCGGCCCGCUCUCGCCCGAACGACCACCGCAGACCUCACGACCUGCCUAGCAGGCAACCAGAUCCCACGCCCAAGACACGCAAAGUGAAGAAGAUGAUGAAGCGUCUCAAGGAGAAGCCAAAGCUCCCAGAAGAUCUGGCGCGGUCCAAGUCGGUGUUCUUCCGCAGACCAGGUAACGAGUCGGUGGUCGGGUCGGGCACAUACGGCAAGGUGUUUAAGGGGGUAAACGUCUACACCAAGAAGCUCGUGGCGCUCAAGCGGAUCCGUAUGGAGGGUGAACGCGACGGUUUUCCCGUCACGGCAGUGCGAGAAAUCAAACUUCUCCGCUCGCUCAAGCACACCAAUGUGGUUGAGCUGCAAGAAGUCAUGGUCGAGUCGAACGAGUGCUUCAUGGUGUUUGAGUACCUCUCGCACGACCUGACGGGUCUGCUGAACCACCCCAACUACACCCUGGAGCCGGCUCACAAGAAGCACCUGGCCAGACAGCUGUUUGAGGGGUUGGAUUACCUGCACACGAGGGGGGUCCUGCACAGGGACAUCAAAGCGGCGAACAUCUUGGUUUCUAACGAGGGCGUCUUGAAGCUGGCCGACUUUGGACUGGCGCGGUUCUAUGCCAAGCACCACCAGCUCGACUACACCAACCGUGUCAUCACCAUUUGGUACCGGUCCCCGGAGCUGUUGCUGGGGGAGACGCAGUAUGGUCCCGCGGUGGAUAUCUGGUCUGCGGCGUGCGUGCUGGUGGAGAUUUUUACCAAGAGGGCGAUUUUUCCUGGGGAUGGGAGUGAGAUUAAUCAGCUGGACAAGAUACACUCUGUGCUGGGGACGCCGACGAGGUCGGAGUGGCCGGAUAUUGUGGAGAUGCCGUGGUUUGAGCUGCUGAGGCCGACGGUGAGGAUGGCGAGCCAGUUUGAGGAGAGGUACAAGGGGGUUGUGACGCCGAUGGCGUAUGAGCUGUUGAGGAGCAUGUUUAGGUAUGAUCCGAAGAAGAGGCCGAGCGCGGGGGAGGUGUUGAGGCAUGGGUAUUUUACUGAGGAGGAGCCAGAGGCUAGGCAGGCGGUUGAGUAUGUCCCCCCCAUUUGCAGCGUUUUUUUUUUGUGA